AGUGCUUCUGCUCCUCACUGAAAGCAACCAGAAUCACUGAAAUGAAGAGAUUCAGCACCACAAAUGUCAUGAAAAUGAUGCAGGAUCCAAUUAAGAAGGAGCCUAAAAUUGGAUUGUAGUCCAAGAUCUGUAGUAUUAAUAAGAUACCAGAUAUCAAAAUGCAAUUGCAUAAGCCUCUUUGCAAGUAACUCUAUCAAAGCUGCGGCACUCCUCUUGGCAUUAGGACAAAAAUCUAUUUCUCCUGUGACAGCAAUGCAUAAAAGAGUGUGUCAGAGUCAUCAUUUCAAUGAGAGGAUUCAGGAGCCUCUCCUAAUGCUCAGGCCGGUUACAGUUCUGUAUAACAUGUCAUUAUUGGCAACAUGGAAAAGAAGAAAAGAACUUAACUGGCUGAGAUUUCCACAGACUUUCAAAGUCACCUGUUUCUGUCAGUGCUGUCCAAAUGGAGAAAAAGGCAUGCUGUCUUGAUGAUUUUCCACGAUAAGCCAUCAAAGAGACGAAAGUGCUGAAGGUGAUGCUUCAGAUUCAUUUUACACGACUCCUUGGGUGUGCCUGGCUGCUUGAGGAAAGAGCUUUUCUUAGCCCAGACAGGAGGGGACUGCAGCGCCUGCAGGAACAGCUGCGUAGGGGACACAGAAACCGUUUGAUUACAUGAGAGAUGGAAACGAUAUUUAAUAAAAACAAAGAAGAACAUCCAGAGCCCAUAAAAGCUGAGGUGCAAGGUCAGUUGCCCACUUGGUUGCAAGGGAUACUUCUCCGAAAUGGCCCAGGGAUGCACACAGUAGGGGACACUAAAUAUAACCACUGGUUUGAUGGCUUGGCUCUGCUGCAUAGCUUUACAUUUAAAAAUGGUGAAGUCUACUACAGAAGUAAGUAUCUCCGAAGUGACUCAUACAACUGCAAUAUAGAAGCAAACCGAAUCGUGGUGUCUGAGUUUGGAACUAUGGCUUAUCCAGAUCCAUGCAAAAACAUAUUUGCCAAGGCAUUCUCAUACUUGUCUCACACCAUUCCCGAGUUCACAGACAACUGCCUGAUCAACAUUAUGAAAUCUGGGGAUGAUUAUUAUGCUACCAGUGAGACUAACUUCAUCAGAAAAAUUAAUCCACAGACUCUGGAGACUCUAGAGAAGGUUGACUACAACAAAUAUGUAGCUGUAAAUGUGGCAACUUCUCAUCCACACUAUGACAGUGCUGGAAAUGUUCUCAACAUGGGUACUUCAAUUGUUGAUAAAGGGAAAACAAAAUAUGUUUUAUUUAAGAUUCCUUCCUCUGUGCCAGAAACAGAAAAGAAGAAAUCUUGUUUUAAACACCUGGAAGUGGUAUGCUCCAUCCCUUCUCGCUCGCUGCUUCAACCAAGCUACUACCAUAGCUUUGGAAUCACAGAGAACUAUAUUGUGUUCAUAGAGCAGCCAUUCAAACUGGAUAUUGUCAAAAUGGCAACUGCUUACAUCCGAGGUGUGAACUGGGCUUCCUGCCUUGCCUUCCAUAAGGACGAUAAGACAUGGUUUCACUUUGUAGACAGGAAGACUAAAAAAGAUGUAUCCACCAAGUUUUAUACGGAUGCUCUGGUGCUUUAUCACCAUGUAAAUGCUUAUGAAGAGGAUGGCCACAUUAUUUUUGAUAUUAUUGCCUACACAGACAAUAGCUUAUAUGACAUGUUUUACUUAAAAAAACUGAGUAAAGACUUUGAAGAGAACAACGAACUUACCUCCAUACCAACCUGCAAGCGAUUUGUUGUUCCUCUGCAGUAUGACAAGGAUGCAGAAGUAGGUUCUAAUUUAGUCACACUUCCAACUUCCGCAACUGCUGUAAAAGAGAAAGAUGGCAGCAUAUAUUGCCGACCUGAAAUAUUAUGUAAAGGGAUAGAACUGCCUCACAUCAACUAUGGAUAUAAUGGCAAAAAAUACAAAUACGUCUAUGCAACAGAAGUCCAGUGGAGUCCAGUUCCUACAAAGAUUGCAAAACUGAAUGUCCAAACAAAGGAAAUGCUCCACUGGAGAGCUGACCACUGCUGGCCAUCUGAGCCUAUUUUUGUUCCCAGCCCUGAUGCAAGAGAAGAGGAUGAUGGUGUUGUUUUGACCUGUGUUGUGACAUCUGAUCCAAAGGAGGCACCCUUCCUACUCAUCUUGGAUGCUAAAACAUUCAAAGAACUGGGCCGAGCCAGAGUAAAUGUAGAAAUGCAUCUGGACCUGCAUGGAAUGUUUAUACCAGAGAAAGUUUUGAAGACUGAGACUGAGUAAAAUGUUCUUUAUCCUAUUACACAGACUGAGACAACCUUCUACUGAAUGUGGAAUAAUAUCCCUUUUGUCGUUCAGGAGCAACCAUAUUACGGCAAGAAAUGAUUAUAUACGAUCUCUUAAAUAACUAUAUAUAAUCCCUUUUAAGAGAUAGCAAUGACUUUUAUUAGAAAUAAUGAUAUGCACAACUGGCAUAUAACUAGUCCAAAAGAAGAAUGAUCAGUCUUUAAAAAGUGCUAAUGUUGUGGGGAAAGGAAUAGGAGAAAAAGGUAGUUUUAUUUAAGUAGAAUACAGCUUUCUGAGCAAAUGAAGUACAGUAUUUUUAAUGUGAUAUAGGGAAUAAAUAACGUAUGUCUACAGCUCAUGAAAAUUUCAUGGAUUGUUUCAAGACUGUAGCUCAUGAUGAAAGUUGUCUUCUGCUAGAAAACCUCACAUUAAACUAUCUGCUAUGAUACUAUUAUAUUAAUUCAUGGCAAUGCAUUUUCUUGGUGCUUGAUUUCUUAAACUCCACUGUAACCAAAGUUAAGUAUUACAUUCAGGUGCUAUAACUUUCUAAUUUAGAAC
This is a messenger RNA of Cygnus olor (mute swan), 2797 nucleotides long. It is a transcript of the gene BCO1, whose product is annotated as beta-carotene oxygenase 1. Gene Ontology annotation, molecular function: carotenoid dioxygenase activity; beta-carotene 15,15'-dioxygenase activity. The record is from RefSeq and is a predicted model, not a curated record. Gene Ontology annotation, biological process: retinal metabolic process; carotene catabolic process. The transcript has 16 exons. NCBI's taxonomy places the organism in Eukaryota, Metazoa, Chordata, Aves, Anseriformes, Anatidae. The coding region runs from base 656 to 2236 and encodes 526 amino acids.